Pocillopora meandrina is the source of this 15627-nucleotide messenger RNA. The record is from the annotation of a GenBank genome assembly. NCBI's taxonomy places the organism in Eukaryota, Metazoa, Cnidaria, Anthozoa, Scleractinia, Pocilloporidae.
AUGGGAAAAGGAAAGCAAUUUUUGCUGUUAUUGUGGAAGAAUGUUGUCCUUCUCAAGAGAUCUCCAGUGCGAGCUUUCUUUCAAAUUUCAAUGCCACUUUUUUUUAUAAUAAUUCUUGUCGUUCUGAGAGCCUCUGUUGUUAAAGUGGAACCUAAGCCAAGCCGUAACUAUUCUGCAUUUGACAUUGUUGAAUUACCACCCACUGUCACUCAAACAAAACUGGCAUUUACUCCCAACACAAGUGAUGUGAGGCAGAUUAUGGAUUUGGUUGCAAAGCAACUUGUGCGUUUAUCUGUUGUUGGAUUCCAAAAUGAGAGAGAAAUGCAAACAUUUUUAGUAAAUGAGGAAGAGCAGAAUAAUGGCAAAGAAAAAAAGAAAAGAAAAAAUGUAUCCCUUGGUGGAAUUGUCUUCAAUAGGACUCUCUACUCCAGAAAUAUUAUUUAUAAGAUUCGCCUUAGUUCUAAAGCAAGGGGAAGUGGGGAACCAUCAUUUGGAGCAUCUCCUUCAACAUCCUGGCUCACUCAAUUAACAUUUCCAGUGUUCCAGAAGCCAGGACCUCGAACUGUAGAUAAUGGUUAUGGUGGCCCUCCACCUUAUUAUAGUGAAGGAUUUCUGUCUCUUCAACAUGCUGUGGAUUCUGCAAUUGUUAAGUACAUAGGAAACAUUUCAGCCCUGAACACAACAGUGUCGAUGAAACGAUUUCCCUAUCCUCAUUAUAUUCAUGAUGAAUUUGUGUUGGUUAUUCAAAACUCUCUACCCUUACUCCUGAUGUUGUCUCUUAUCUUCACUGCCCUAAACAUUGUACAGGAUAUUGUUUAUGAAAAGGAAAAGAAACUGAAGGUGAGGUGACCAAUACAUAUACAGCUUUUAUAACCCUUUACUCAGAAGUGAUUAACAUGUAACUUCUCCUGCCAAUGUCAAUUCAUUAUCCAGCAAACAGGUAAUGAGAAUACUCUAACUUAUCAGAUGGUUGUUAUCUUGAUUUAACACUAAAUUCUUGUUACUAGUUUAUAGAGAAAUGGUAGCAGCUAGGGGGUAGAAUUAGAAAUCAGACCUUGGCAGUAAAAAGGUUAACAUUUAAUUAAUUUUUUUUCUUACAAUUAUGAAUAGCUUUUACAAUACUCAACUCUGCAGGCUCGGUAUGGCACGUGUUUAUGGGUGAAUAUGAUAUACAAUUGCACAAUGUGUUCCUUUGUCUUAAAUGCUCUUACAGCCAGUAUUUUAACUCUCAAGAUUUCAUAUGCAAUUCUCCUCUUCUAUACAAUUCUUAGAUGUGAGUUUGGGGAAUUUGGCAUUGAAUCAACUAAUAAUCCCCAAAUUAAUAUUGACUAUUUGUUUGCUUGAUAUGGUAUUGAUAUGAUAAGAAGAAGUUUGGUCUUACUCUCUAAUGGGAGUUAAAGGGUGAACUCAUUUGUAAUUCAUUUUGUCAACAGGAAUCAAUGAAGAUGAUGGGUCUAAAUGGUUGGCUCCAUUGGUUGGCAUGGUUUACAAAGUACUUCAUAUUCCUUGUCAUCACCAUGGCCUUAGCAGCUGUUUUCUUCACUGUGAAGUUCAGUGAAAGGGGCCGCGUCCUGAAUCAAAGCUCACCCUCUGUCAUAUUUGUAUUCUUUCUUCUGUAUUCAAUAUCAUCCAUCAUGUUCUGUUUCUGCAUCAGUGUCUUCUUCUCCAAGGCAAAUAUUGCUGCGGCUGCAGGAGGGAUCCUCUGGUUCAUGAACUACAUUCCAUAUUUCUUUAUCCAACAAUCUUAUGAUACUAUGGGUCUGGGAAGUAAGCUGGCAAGCUGCCUCCUUUCUAAUGUUGCCAUGUCAUUGGGUGCUCAGUUGAUUGGGAAAUUUGAAGGGGAGGGAACUGGAGUUCAGUGGUCAAAUCUCAAUCGUGGGCCUUCCAUUGAUGAUGAUCUUACACUUGGUUAUGUCUUUUGGAUGUUUGCUGUGGACUCAGUUGUUUAUGGUUUGAUAGCUUGGUAUGUUGAGGCAGUAUUUCCUGGUGACUAUGGGGUUCCACAACCUUGGUACUUCCCUGUUUUGCCCAGUUACUGGUGUGGAAAAAGCAAAGAGGUUAGGACUAUCCCAUUCAUGUAUUCUCAAGAUUAUGAAGUCAACUUUGAGUUUGGCAGUUAUACCUACAGUAAAGUAAAAAAAGUAAAGCCUUUAUACGGGCUCAAGUGGCCCAUGGGGCCGGUGCUUAACUCCGGUUUUCUUAGCAUGAAGCGGCUAGGAGUAUUGCUACUCCCCCCUGGAUGGGAUGCUAGUCCAUUGCAGGAUUACCCCCAGCACAUUUGUUGUUACCCAUUUGUACACCUGGGUGAAGAGAAGCACUGUGAGAGUAAAGUGUCUUGCCUAAGAACACAACACAAUGACCCUGGCCAGGGCUCAAACCCGGACCACCCGAUCCGGAGUUGAGUGCACUAACCAUUAGGCCACCAUGCCUCCAUACCUACAGUACUUUUAAGUAAACAUUUACUUGAGACAUUGUCAUAAAAGUCAUGGUAGUGAAUGUAAGAAAGCUUUGUUUGAUAAUUUUUUUCUUUAUUUGUUGAGCCGUUUAUAAAAAAACCAUGAAGUCCUACUGUGCAACUACACAGUCAUUUUAAGAAACCACCACCUCGAAAUAUUAUUAUGUUUCCUGCAGUUAUUAUAUUCCCUUAGUUUGUUUCUUCCAAUUUGCCAUUGGCUGUAAAGCAUUUUGCACCUUUUCAACUCUCUGCAAGUUCUCUGUAAAUAUCUAACCACCAAUGGCUAUCAACUAUUCAAGAAGACCACAUAUGACCAUUUGUGACAUUUUGACUCUACUUGAAAAACAAGCACUGCUAGGUAAUCUCCCUCAUUCCCCACCAAUGCAAGUCUGUUCUAUUAUUAUCAUUUGACAUAUGUUACUAUAAGUUUUGCUUCUAACUCUGUUACAGGUGGAAGUAGGCAAUUUUCACAGUAUGCAAAAUGGCACCACACCUGCAGCGACUGCUUCUGAGUUUCUAGAAAAAGAUCCUGUUGGUUUGGAGCGAGGUGUUGAAAUACGAAACCUGAAGAAAGUUUUCUCCACAGAGAAAGGUGUGUAAAAGCUACAUUCAAAUGUACUUUUAAGCUGAGCACUUCAAUAAAUAAGAAACCUCCUUGCUUGAUGGUUUUCUACACUUUUUAAUUGCUUUGAAAAAUAGGGUAUAUCAGGGUCUUACAAUAGAAUUAUAUGCUCUGACCCUUGCAUUUUUAGUGUGAUUCAUACUUGGUUGAUUAAUUGUGUGUGUCCAUGUGUAGUUGUUCUGAUUAGUUAACCCUACCAUUUUGGUAACCUCUAUUCAGUUAUUGAUGUUUGUUACAGUACAAUUUUAUGGGUUCUUGAGGUGCUCAUGUAAGGAACAGUUGACUGAGAGUUGUAAUAAUUUACACAAACCUGUUACAAAUAGCUUUAUCCUUUUAACUGAAGAAUGCAUGGAAAAAUAUUCUAAGUAACUACUGAUUAACUGCUAGAUUCUCCUUGAAUUGUCUUGAAUUCCCUCGUGAAAUGCAUGGAGAAUUUAGUCGUAUAUCAGGAAUUGCUUCCCAGGUUAGGGCUUCAUACAUACAUUCUUUUGUUACAAAACUUCACCAAUUAUUGCAUUUUUUCUUUCAAAUCUGUAGGAAAGAAAACAGCAGUCAAUGGAGUGUCUCUGAACUUGUAUGAAGGGCAGAUUACUGUACUUUUGGGGCACAAUGGGGCUGGUAAAACAACACUGAUGUCCAUGCUGACUGGACUAUUUCCUGCCACUUCUGGCUCUGCACUUGUAAAUGGCUGUUCAAUCAGUGAUAAUAUUAGUGGUGUACGCAGCAGUCUAGGUGAGAUAUUGUACUGUAAAACUUAUUGGUUCUUUCAUUUUGAUUCUGAAGUGUACCUAAAGAAAAAAUAUGAAGCCAUUUGUUCAACAAGAAUAUGAUUUCCAUCUAGAAAAGUUUGAGGACAAGUAGGAGCUGUUUGAAAACUGUAUAUGUUUGAAAGAUGUUGCUCCUUCUCUGUUUAAUCAAGCCACUGCCACCAAAGUGGUAUGAAGUUCAUGGUCUAGGAUCUUUUAUAACUUAUCAGAAGGGUUUCUUUAGAACUUAUAGUAAAUAUACACCUGGCACAGGGAAACAUGGGUAAACUAGUCAUAGAAUGUGUUAGUUUUUGUGACUGGUUGGAAAGUUGGCAUUAGAUUUCUUAACCAAUGCAUAGUUAAAGCAAGAGUGAUGCUAAUCUUGGUUAAAAGAACCCUGUAACUUAACUUCUCCUCAGGUCUUUGUCCUCAGCAUGAUGUGUUGUUUGACCGUCUAACUGUUGAAGAGCAUCUAUGGUUCUUUGCCAAGCUAAAGACCCGCUCAUCCUGGCAGGUGAAAAAGGAGGUUGACAGAAUGAUAGAGUGCAUUGGUCUGUCAGACAAGAGACAAACACAGGCUCGUGCACUGUCUGGUGGCAUGAAAAGGAAACUCUCAGUAGGAAUAGCACUGAUUGGUGGCUCAAAGGUAAUAGUUACAGUCACCCUCAACCCUUUAACUCCCAGAUCAAAUUUGUGAUUCUCCUUACUGUCAACCAUACAAUUCUUAUAAAGUUAGUUCAGAGAAUUUAGUAUUGAAUCAACAAAUUAUCCUCAAAUUGAUACUUUUCUUUAUUCUCAUCACUUAUCUGGUUGACAUGGUAUUGAUAUUGGAAGGAGAAAUUCUGUCUUGGUCACUCAUGGAAGUUAAAGGGUUAAAGACUGGCUGACUUAAGAAUACAGGUUCGGUGUUAUUUUUCUUCAUUAUGCAGUCUGGAAAUUUGGAAAUUUUUACUUUUUUUUAGGUUGUGAUGUUAGAUGAACCAACAUCUGGUAUGGACCCAUCAGCACGUAGGUUCACAUGGGAUUUACUGCAGCAGCAUAAGGAAGGCAGGACUAUUCUUCUCACCACUCACUUUAUGGACGAAGCAGACAUUCUCGGUGAUAGGAUUGCCAUAAUGGCUGAGGGCAAUGUCAAAUGUUGUGGCUCUUCUCUGUUUCUUAAGAACAGAUAUGGAGUGGGCUAUCACAUGGUCAUUGUAAAGGAGCCCUCUUGCGACGUCUCUAAGGUUACUGCUAUGGUCACUAGUCACGUGCCUACAGCCACUGUGGAGAGUAAUAUUGGUGAGUUUGUAAACUUUUAUGCAUUGACUCCCAGAAGUGAUUAACAUGUAACUUCUCCCUAAACUAACCAUACAUUAUCCAGCAAAUGGGUAAUGGGAAUAAUCAAACUUAUCUGGUAGAAAUUGUUAUCUUGAUCAAACAACAAGUCAUCGUAACUAAGUUACAAGGAAAGGUGUCGUAGCGAGAAGGGAGAGUUAACAAGCAGAUCUUGGGAGUUUAAAGGUUAAGAUACUGCUGGUUAGUUUUCAUUUGAUUGGUCGUACUUCAAGAUCUCAUCCAAGAGCGAAAAAUUUCGAUAAAAUUUCACUUGAAUGCUCACACACUUCUGGCUUCAUCCUCAAAUAUCUUCUCAUUCAUCAAUGUUUUUUUUUUAGUUUUGAACGCCUUUUUAAACUCAUGAUCUUCUUUUCUCUUCAGGAGCCGAACUUUCUUUUAUUUUGCCAAGUGAAGCCACAGGCAACUUUGAGAAUCUCUUUCUGGAGUUAGAGACUCGCCGCAAAGAACUUGGAAUCGCCAGUUAUGGCGCCUCCGUUACAACCAUGGAGGAAGUUUUUCUCAAAGUUGGAGAGGAAAUGGACAGUAGUCUAAGCGAUAAACUUCAGCAGAAUAGCAAAGGUUGGAAAUCUUUCGAGGAUUAUCAUUACUUCAUAACAAAACAUUAAAAGUGUUUGACUAAUUUUUCGUUCCAGUUCCUAUUCACUUUUACAAUGACCUUACAAAAUUAUGAUGUCUUUUACUUGUCUGUUUGGUUUCUUUCUUGGAACUUUUGAAAAACCUCGUUCACUGUAAGGAAUUAGAGCCUGAAUAGUCACGAGAACAUAGCGCAUUACCAACCAAUCACGAGUGCCUAACAAGCUGCCUGGGGUUCAUUUUCCCGCGUUUGGCCAGUGUCACAUACUUAUCUUGGCUAAACUUCUGUCACGUAUUUAUUUCUCACUCUUUCUAGUCUCCCUCGCAACUGUUCUUCAGGAAGUCACGUGAUAUCUCUAAUAACGGUUGCGAAGGAGCUCACAUUUUCUUUGUAAAACGUUCUCUCAUAACCUUAACUUAGGAUUGGCUAGUUGCUCAAGUAAUUCAAUGAAAUUUGAAAUGCAACCAGUCUUGGUAUGAGGACUGUUUUACAGGGAUUUAAUUGCAUUCUUCUUCUUUGCCUUGGCUCUUUGUAAGUCUCCUCUGAUAUCGUAGGAAAGGUUGUGAUUAGUCAUCGUGGUGAGUACAUGAAGUACAUGAAGUAGAAUUGUUUUCCUCACGAUGAAUGAAUCCAAUCCUGACCUACCGACUGCAUACUGGGAGUCGUCUUCUGGCGACACGGUCGACUGGUUAGGCGUCACCUUAUAAACGGUUAUAAAUGAUUACACUUCGUGAACAAGUGUCUUUUGUAAUAAAGUCCUCAGAAUCAUUAUCCGUCAUCAUGUUUUUGUAUCUGUUACAAGGUUGCUUUCCUUUCUAGGAACACCGUCAGCCAACGGUAUGUCGGAUAGGGUAAAUAUACCUGUUCCAAGCGAGAAAUCCUCCGUUAUGGCACGUAUGGGUACGUUGGGAGCGUCCUCGGCCAGCUAUGGCACAUUUGGGGACUACAACAACUACAAUCACACUUCCGGUUUCCGGCUGUUUCGUCAGCGGUGGUAUGCAAUGUUUGUGAAACGUAUCUUGCACUCCAAGCGGCACAAGCUGGCUCUCAUAUCUCAGCUUCUACUUCCUCUGGUAUUUACGCUGUUUGCUCUGAUCAGUGCUAAGACCAUUCCUCAGCCUACUGAUUCUCCUCCGCUCACUCUGUCCACGCAGAACUUCUUGGACAACUAUGUUCCCUACGAGUGUGAUAACAGGUAAAUUCUUUUUUGGAACCUCUUUUAAUUAAUUGGACCAUUUUGAGCGUUGACUUUGGGACGUUAUAACAUGAAUUGCUUAGUUACGGAAUCCUUUAACUGCUAUUGGCUAAAACAACCACGACAAGCGGGAUUUUCCGCCAUGAAAUCAACAAUAAGUUCUAGAGCAAGUAGUUCUCUUGAGUUUCGUAGAGCCAUAACCAAAGUUAUCACAACGGCCAUUCAAACAAGAACUUGGGAAAACAUUACAAUGAGUCAAAAUAAUCUUAAAUUAAAUAAACAAGAAAACUGCUUGAGGCGCGAGAAAACGCAAGGGACCAAGGAAAGCACGUACUACGUAACAUUGCUUCAAACCAAGUGAGCCCCCGAUGCUCUAGCGGUUAAGGUUAGUGUUAGGAAUAUCGGGGGCUCACAUGGUUUAAAGCAAUGUUCCCUAGUGCUUUCCAGUGACAAAGUCACGACUGGUUUUGGUUUUGUAUCUUACUGUGUGAGAGGGUGGGGCGAUCAUAAGCUCUUGCUUUUUCGCGAUCUAUCAAAAAUGUGAAGGCAUAUCAAGUUGCUAAUUGGUUUGAUCUACUGGACAUUUUAUUUAGCACCUACAGCUUGGCGGAUAAGUACAAAACUCAGUGGUCUGAUGAGAGCAAGACACAUCUUGUGAAAGUCGAAGUCAAUAUGGGAAAGUACCUGUUGGAAAAACCGAGCGAAAUAGGAGUUGGCCCCUUCAACAAAAGAGACCUGAUUGCAGCCACCUUCCAGAAACAGAACAAUAAAGGUUAUUUUUUUUAACAGAAGUUUGAACAUGGCAGUUACGGAAAAAGGCACACGACAACAAUUUACUUUCUGCUAAACUCAAGUCAAAAUUCUUGUGAUAAGUUGAUUCCUCAAUAUUGCACUGCACAUCGGUCGGUCAAGGGGUUCGUGUUUAUAUAAUAAGGAGUUUUAGAUUUACGUUUGUGUCUGAAUACGUGUGACCGCAAACGUCUAGGAGUCCGUGACCAGACUCCAGCGGUCACGUUCGCCGUUUGCCGUCCACGUUUGAACUUCGGGCAGGGCAGUGUCAGGUAUUUCAACUCCAUCGACGCUGUUUUUCUUUUUGUUCGAAAAUAUGUCCUAUAAAUGUAAGUGAGGUGAAGUCUUUUCUUUAUAACCAAUCCGUUUUGGACGCUAGGAAACCAAUCUUUUAGCCACGUUUAGUGUUUGAGAUGAAGGACCUCCAUCCUUUGUUUAAAUCAAGAUGGCGGCGCCCAUGUUGAUUUUUUUCAAGGGAAAGCCGACGUCGAUCUAAAAAGCUGAAAGUCUCGAAAUUUAUAACUUCUAACCACAAACUGCUGAUCGCGGUUUAACGUUAGCGAUGAACACGCCAAACGUGGAUCUAAAACUCUCUAAUAUCUCUAUGAAGCUUACUUGAUUGCCUCUCUUCCUUCAGUAAAUGUCACAGCGUGGUUCAAUAACCAAGCAUACCAUUCCAUCGCGGUGUCUCUAGCAGCUGCCGACAACGCCAUCUUACGGGCUGCUCUGGGCAGUAACUACACACUAACGACCGUUAACCACCCGCUGCCAAGAACUGCUAAAGAAUCUGCAAAUGAUUUACAGCGGUAAGGAUUGAGGCAUUUUGUGAAGGAUGGUCAAACGUUUGGUAAAAUUGCCAAAAGUUACGUCAUAGAUUAAUAGUCCUGUUACCUGAAACUUUUGCUAUCUCAAAUUUCUAGGUUUUGGUAACAUGUGGUACUUUCCAGAUAGUUUUGUCAGUAGGUUCGAAGUAUAUAUAUGUAUUUUGGUUACUUUGUCACAAUUUUACCGGGAUCGGUUUCUCGAAGCAACUCCUGGGAGAAGAAACAUCAUUGCCAUAAUCGAAUUAGAGAAUACAGAAUUUUUUUUGUAUGUUAUAUUACGCUAUGAGACCUCCCUCUCUCUCCAAUCGAGGUUGUAAAUUGGUGUAAACUGAAACCUCCAACUCGUCUUAUUUAUUUUGGUUGUGGUGAAAGCUUUUGAUUCCAAUCGGUUUACAUCAACGUCUUUAUUUUAGCAAUGGCGUCGGGUUCAAUGUCGCGUUCAACAUUUUAUUUGGUAUGGCUUUCCUGGCUUCAAGUUUCGUCGUCUUUCUUGUCCAAGAACGUUCCAAUAAAGCGAAACACGUUCAGUUUGUCAGCGGUGUGGACCCAUUUAGCUACUGGGAUUCUGCGUAUACCUGGGACUUGAUUAACUUCCUCCUCCCAACGUUGUCUCUUCUGAUCCUCGUGGCUGCUUUUGACGUGCCGGCUUAUACAGGUUUGUUGUGAGCUUUAGUGAUUUGACGUAAGUUUUUAGAUGGGUUUACUAAUGCUUGAAGUGGACAAAUCAAAUUUUACUCACUUCAGUUUCCCGCUCUAAAUCAGUCAGGCUGACAGGCUGUCACAACCAAGUUGUCACGCACGAGUUACAAACAACCAUACAAGCUAAUACGUCUCAGUGUUUCAAAAACAUAAAACUCUUUCAGUAAAGCUAAAAACAGAAUGUUAAAUCAACAGGAUACUAUGUUUGAAUAAGAUUUGUAUUUCAAAGUUUCUAGUUCUCUUACUAUGAAAUUUAGAGCGGGAAAUUGACGCGCGGCCGUUCGGGAGACCUUCCGGCAUUGAUUCCCACACGCAUGCACGACGUUUGGUUGCUGUGUUGUACAGUACUUUACGGAUCCGAAAAUGAUGACGCCAGUGCUCAUAUUAGCGCAAGAAAAGAUGCCUACACUGCUUAAUACGAGAACUGAUAUUGCCAAUUUGCAACGCGCGAAAUUUGAGAUGUCACCAGUGUUUGGGGCUGGAAAAACUUGAGCCAGCUUUUGCCUUGGGCCAGAAAACUUGCCUGAGCUUCUCGGUUCAUCAAAAAAAGCAGCAAUCACGGCCAUGUAAUGAGAGAGAUUUUAAUUACUAAAACCCUUUUAAUUUGUCGCAUUCGAAGGUGCUCGUCUUGGCUAUCUUUUCAUUUUGCUGAUGUUGUAUGGCUGGGCGAUUAUACCUCUCAUGUAUCUCUUCUCGUUCUUGUAUCGAACUGCAUCAACUGCCUUUGUCGUUCUGACUGUCUUCAACAUCAUAACCGGACUGGCUACACUGUUGACCGUCUUUGUUUUAAGUAUACCAGGUAAAUUCCACUACGCCAGUUUUUGUUGCUUUUCUUUUUAUGUUGUAGUACGCGGCUUUUUUUCGUUAAAAGAGACAGACGAGCUCUGUUAUUUUCUGAGGACUUCUGGGGAACAUUCAGAGGAAGAUGCAGAUGUAUCUCCUCAGGAAAAGUGCUAGUAGUAUGAUUGUGCUCAGAUUGUGCCAAGAUAAUUUGCUCAAGAUUAGACCCAUUACCUCUUCGCUUUAUCAGAAAGAAGUUAAUAACAAAUUAUGUUUUCCAGAACUUGACCUUGAGGACGUGGCUGAUGGUCUCAAAUGGGCUUUCCUCGUCUUGCCGAACUACUGCCUCGGCCAAGGAAUUUCAGACAUUUUCAAUAACUACAAUACAUUGCGUCUUGUGGACCAGGAAUGUCAUUCCAAAGCAAAUUUUUUGCCCUUGGCAGACUGUGAAAAAAUGGUCAAAGAAUUUCUAGGCCCAAAGUUGAAGUUUCAAACGAAUUAUUUGGCCUGGGAUAAUCCUGGUAUAGGCCGAUACCUGGUAUUCUUGGCUUUGGAAGGAAUUGUUUUCUACUCUCUCGUGCUGUUGAUCGAGUAUGGUGCAUUUAGCGCUUGCGCGCGUUUUUUUAAGCGCUUGCGCGCCUUCUCCGCAAACGUGAUUGUAUCUCAGGACUCGCACUCGGCCGAUGAUGACGACGUUCUAGAGGAGAAGGAAAGAGUAAUGAGGUCUACGGACAAAGACGAUGUGCUCGUAAUCAGGGAGCUGAGCAAGGUUUUCUAUGGAAACGGCCGUAAGUUCUAUUUCAACCUUUUUUUUGCAAGAAAAAUAAUAUUUUGUAAAACGUAAUAUCGCUUUUAUUUCAUUGCCCCUCAGAAUUUAACGAAGCUAUCGAGUUUUUAGGGAACUCCUCAAGUGACAUCACCUUUUUUUUGAAAGACUUGUUAAGCGUUUUUGAACCGUAAGGUUGAAAUUUACCAAGUACCAGAUACUAGCGGAAGACUUCAUUUAUGAUAUUGUUAGGAUUCUAAGCUAGGUUAUUGACUUAGGAGACAAGACAUGUCUAACCUGUGAAUAAUGAGACACGUAGGCUUGUGGUUGAGUUUAGUUUUACGUCUGAUUGGUUGGAAGAGUUCUCUGUAACAAUCACAUGACGUGGUAAGCAAAACCAGUGCAAACCUGAAUAAGUUUCGACACUCAGUUAAGAAUUGCUCUCAGUCCAAGUGCAAAUUUCUAGAGACGCUCAAUCGGCAAUCAUACUCUUUAUGUUCUAGGUCGUUCUCCGUUGGUUGCUGUGGAUAGUUUAAGUCUUGGUGUCCCUAUGAAUGAGUGUUUUGGUCUCUUGGGAAUUAACGGAGCAGGGAAGACCACAACCUUCCGCAUGUUGACUGGUGACGAGACAAUGACAUCCGGGACAGCUCUGGUCGAAGGGUUUGACAUCAGGACCAACAUGAACAAGGUAAGAUGUCUUCAAUGGAAUGCUGUUGAUAUCUCUUUUGGGAGUCAACGAACCGAAGUUGGAGCUUGAGGGUGGCAGCCCUUUGAGGAGGGAUGAUGGCCAAUUCAUUUCAUCUUAUGUAACAGAAUUCCAUCGCGAAAAAUGUUUUGGCUACAUGCAGUUUGCAUUUGUGUUUUUUUAAAACACCAUAUAAACCUUUUUCUAGUCAUUACGAUUUGUACAGAAUUGUCAUUUGGCGGAAGAUGUAGCGACCCAGAGUGGUUAGAGCCCUAGAUUUGGGAUCUUAGGUCUUUUUCGAGGUUUUAUUGGUCCAUUGUGUUGUGUUCUUGCGUAAAAUACUUUACCCUCACCGUGCCUAACCUGCGAUGAAGUAACAUCUCACCCAUGAGGAGAGUAGUAAUACUUCUAGCCACUUCAAUCGGUAGAAACCGGGAUAAACUUCGGCUGAUUGAGCCGCUAGCGUUCACAUUUAACUCUUGAUACUUUGGUCAAUGACCACUUGCCCUCUGCGUUUUCAGGUUCGGCAGCGCAUUGGCUAUUGUCCCCAGUUUGACGCCUUAAUCGAUCAGAUGACCGGAAGAGAAAUUUUAUAUAUGUACGCGCGGCUUCGUGGCGUACCGGAAGUCAUAAUACCAGAUGUUGUGGAUACUCUCAUUCAAUCGUUACUGCUUCAGGAUCAUGCUGAUAAAGUAGCCGGUUCUUACAGGUUAGUCGUUUCUCCUGGGUGACAUCAACAAAGGAUGUAUGAUGUAAAGCCAUAUUCUUAAAGGUGAAGGCUGCCUACAAACGUCGGCAGCAAUCGUUUUGUACUCAAGCAAAGGUGUUGCACGACCAACAUAGCCUUUAAUUUACCGUGAUUUGAUUGGUGCAAGCAGCAUCCCCCAAUACCGGGAAGUGAUGAUGCGAGCAACAAAAAUUACUGAGGAGAAUGUGUUGCCUUUGUCAUGGCAUCUGCAAAUGGUUAGACGUUCCAUUCCACUCGGAUAAGGACGAUAAACCGAAGGCCCCGUCUCUUGUCUCUUGUCUGUACUGGUUAGCAGGGGAUGUUAAGAAACCACAUGUACUUUUCGCAAAGAGAGGGAACUUAGCUUCCGGUGUUGUGAUCUGGCCUUGAUUCCGAAAUAAGGGGCACCUACGAAAGUUUCCUUUAAAUAUCGUAAACUGCUCAAUGCAGUCUGGCCGAAAUCCCCCACAAAGUGUUGUAAAUUAACCCUUUAACUCCCACAAGUGACCAAGACAGAAUUUCUCCUUACAAUAUCAAUACAAUAUCAAGCAGACAGGUGAUGAGAAUAGAGAAGAAUAUCAAUCAUGGAAUUAUUAGUUGAUUCAAUACCAAAUUCUCUGAACUAACAUCAUAAGAAUUGUAUGGCAGAUAGUAAGGAGAAUUACUAAUUAGAUCUAGGGAGUGAAAGGGUUAACUCAGAAUACCCUACAAGGAGGAGAGUUGAUAAAACUGUUAUACUGCAAACAUGAAAACAAACUUCACACCCUAAUGCCGGGAUAUGAUGGGUACAGUGAAUUUUCCAUCGGUUGAUUAAUGUGUCAUAACUUUCUCUUUCUAGUGGUGGAAACAAACGCAAGCUGAGUACAGCCAUAUCACUGGUAGGGGACCCUCCAGUGGUAUUUCUGGAUGAGCCCACGACUGGAAUGGACCCAGUGGCUAGGAGACUAUUAUGGGAUGCACUGUCACGUGUACGGGCGGAUGGACGAUGUAUCGUGAUCACGUCACACAGGUAGGUCUCUCUAUGAGUUCCUAAUACCAUCGUGAUAUUAAACUCUCGUCUACCCGUUUGUAAGUUUUACUGCUCUAGUAUGCCUCAGUUUUGAGUGGUGAUGAAUGAAGCUUUUAUUCAACAAAUUAUUACUCUUGCUUGUACGAUGAUUUUGCUCUUCCCAGUAUUGGGGAAGAACAACCAAAUCAGUUGGAUACCACUCCGAUUCUUUUUUUUUUUAAAGUGUUAUAGAUCCUUUUCUCCCUACGCCCACCUGAGCCUCGUCCCCAGGGUCUCCCUUCUUUCCGUCCCCUGGACCCUGAGAAUGAGAUUUCGAACCCGCUCCUUCUCUGGGAGGGAACGUCACGAAUGUAACAUAACUUUCUCACAGCUUUCAAACGUCCUUCUCCGAGCUCAAAACUUACCAUUUCUCUCAUUCUACUAAAAAAACAUGACGCUAUCGACAUUGCUGAUCCUAGAAGUAUGCAGGACGCGUGUCAUAUAUGAACUUCAUAUUCGGCCUUGCUCACCUUACAGUCUCUGUGGCUCAGUUACAGAGCAUCGGAGCACGGAAUCCGAAGGUCGAGGCUCGGUUCUUCAUGGGCACUCUUUUUCUUUGUCCAACGCGCGUGACAAGACGAAAAACAUCUUUAUCUAUUUUCUUUACCAUUUAUAACAAUUUUUUCUUGCUUUCAGUAUGGAAGAAUGCGAAGCUCUUUGUACCCGACUCGCCAUUAUGGUUAAUGGACGUUUCAAAUGCCUCGGAAGUCCGCAGCACCUCAAAACCAAGUUUGGUGAGGGAUACACUGUGUUGGCAAGAGUGGGCAGCGAUACACCGGAUACCGGACCGCUGAAACAAUUUAUUGAAGGUACAUUCCCUGGCAGCGUGUUGAAGGACGAGCACCAAGGCAUGGUCCACUAUCACAUCCGUGACACCAGCGUAUCGUGGGCUCAGCUGUUUGGAACAAUUGAGCGGGUCAAGAUGAACUACAAUAUUGAGGACUACUCUGUUAGUCAGACCACAUUGGAGCAAGUAUUUUUGAACUUUGCGCGAGGUCAGAGAGCAGAAGACGAGUAAACGAUUCUUAAAUGAAAAGAGAUAGAUAUUGAUAACAAAAAUUUUAAAAUUCUUACAUUUUAGAAAAUUUUGAUUGCUUUAUUAUUCUAUUAUUUUAUUUCAAUUUAGUACCACACGGAAGAAAAAUAUUUUAUUACGGUUUGAAGAGAAUUUAUUAGGAGAUAUCUUUACAGAGUAGUAGGCGCUCUGGGAAAUGGUUGACGUCGUCGAGUUACCCGCAGCAGUGUACUUGAGCAAAAAGACGUGCCCCGCCCUGCACCCUUCCUACACCCUUCCUGACAACGCGCGCUUUUAUUUAUUUAUUCACUUGAUACGAAAGCAAAGUUGUGAAAACAAAGUUGAUGCAUUUUGUCGAGGUUUAUCGUUUCCGUGAGAAGUAAAAAGUUGUCACUACGAUAUUUUUAGAAACAACGACGAUAACACUAUCUCAUUGCACUAACUGAGGUUACUUAAUUUUAAGUCUUAAUUUUGGGUUGAAAAUACGACAUUAAGAAGUGCUCAGGUCAUUUUGACCCUCGCGUGGAAAACGGUACAGCUUGAGCUGUCGUCAGUCCAAAGAGAAUUUUGCUGGAAUCGCGCCGUCGCAACAUCAAGAUAUUGUAACUUGGAUUCAGAUUACUUUGUGAUCAGAAGAGAGGUUGACUUCAUUUUUCUUUAGCUUCAAGAAAAAUAACGUUAUCAAUUCUUCUGCUCGCGAAGUGUAAAACGAAAGUUUUUAGGGUUGAUAUUCCCUUAGCAUUUUGUAGAAGGUGCACGUGUGAAAUACCUUUUAAUCAUCAGUAUCUUUAGCCAUCUUUUUAUCUUCUUGGUUAAUUUUUAUCAGUAUGAGGUUAUUCUCAGUUAUCAAACUGCAGUUUUCUUAAAGUUGAAGGCAAUUUUGCCGACUCGUUUCCAGUCUUCCGUUUUUGAUAUUUAGAGAUAGAAAGACAGGGAACUAGUCAAAAUUAUUCAGUACGUCGGAAAUCCCAGCAACGGCGUUCGCAGGAACAGCAGUCAUGGAAUAUGGACAGGGAGGUUCAUUCUCGUAAUUUUUCCUUUCUCAAGGAUUUCAUAACAAUUGAAUUUAAAGCUGUAGGCGAAAAGUAGUAUAAAGCAAUUAGACGUUUCUAUCAGGAAGUUUAGAUGUACAGGGUUUAGAUAAUACGGAAAAAUGUUUGGAAAUUGUAGUACUUACAUACGAUGAAUAAUUAUUGGUGCAUCCUUAUAUAUAGUUCACUUAGUGAAAUCAACUGAGACAAAUCAUAGGGUUUGUCCGGACUAAAUUUAUAUCAUUUUUUUUUUCGAAAUUUAUAGAUAAAACACUUUCUUGUGUCAUAAGAAUAAUAAUGAUAAUAUAUUUUUUUUUAAUUUUGAAAAGUAAG